Molecule: messenger RNA, 828 nt
Organism: Melampsora larici-populina 98AG31
Lineage: Eukaryota; Fungi; Basidiomycota; Pucciniomycetes; Pucciniales; Melampsoraceae
Exons: 6
Coding region: 1-828 (275 amino acids)
Biological process (GO): basic amino acid transmembrane export from vacuole
Cellular component (GO): fungal-type vacuole membrane
Source: RefSeq, a predicted model, not a curated record
AUGGGUUGGCUUAGCUUUGCUUGUUGGCUAUUUGUUUACUCGCCACAAAUUUAUGAAAACUACGUUAAUCAAAGUGGAGAUGGGAUUUCAGUUUAUUUUAUUUUGAUUUGGAUGGCUGGUGAUCUUGCAAACCUUUUCGGUUCAUGGCGUCAAAACUUAUUACCUACUAUGAUCGGUUUGGCGGUUUAUUACACCAUUUGUGAUGUAGUAAUCCUCUGUCAAAUCUUUUACUAUCGACGCCUCGCUAUCAUAAAAGCCAAUAAAUCACUCAAUCCAGCAAUCAAUCCCACUGAAACAGAACCUUUGCUCAAUACCGAACAGUCAACGCCUGUCGAAGCUUCAACACCUAUUAAAGCCGAGAAAACAUGGAUGGCAAAUGUAGUUUCUUACAUCGCUGCUUAUAGCGCGAUCGGUGUUAUUGGUUUGAUCGGUUGGUUGAUAUCAGAAGGUCAUGUUGGCCGACCCGGGCCCACUGAUCCCUCGAUCCCCGUUGAAGGUCCUCUUGAACUUUGGGAUACAACAGCUCAAAUCGUAGGUUGGUUUAGUGCAGCAGCUUAUCUUGGAAGUAGAAUUCCUCAAAUAUUUAAAAACCGUCAAACAAAGUGUAAGGGAUUAAGUCUGCUAUUUUUCUUGGUCGGCAUCACCGGUAACACAACCUAUGUUGCGUCCAUUCUCCUGCUCAGUCUGAACCCGUCUCACUUAUGGAUCAACUUGAGCUGGCUCGUUGGUAGUGCUGGAACUAUUCUACUGGACCUGAUCGUCCUUUAUCAAUUUUGGCUCUAUCGAAAGGACAGACUUGUCGUCCCAAAUCCUGUUGUAUUGGCUUGA